AUGGCACAUUAUGACGUGAAGGUAAAAAAGUUGAAGGGAUCCAAGAAGACGCCUGCAGAGAAGAUGGAUAGGGUAGAGGCAGAUAGUAAUAAGCUCAAGCACAGUGUCGCGACGCAUUCAUUCGAGGAAAUGGAUAAGGAUGCACGCAGCAGAUUGUCCGGUGUGCUCUCUACUCGCGAUAAGGAGUUCGCCACGCUGCUUGGACUGUUGUGUUCGUACUUGUCUACGAUGGCGAAGGAGAUGGAGGAGUGCACGAAACCACUGGCAGGCGUCUACAAGAGGGUUGAGCUCAUCAAUGGUGGCAAGCGUGAAGGUACGGCGACCGCUGUGUGUCGGGUUCUUUCAAGUACAGCAGGUGCCAACCCCUUCCCUUCACCAUCUCUAAACCCCUUCGACGAGAUGAAUGCCGAGCCGGUCGUGGUUUUCCGUGAUAAUUCCAAAACAGAGAAACUCAGCCAUGUGCCUUCCCACAGUGCGAAGACAGUGAUUACUCUACCGAGCAGCGACCUCCAAGAGAAGCCGCCAUCGGGCGUCCCUGUGGGUGGCAGUUCUAACACUGGCACGCCGACAACAGUAAAGCACACCUCGAGCGGUGAUGUCGAUCGUUUCGAUCCGAACACAAUCAUGGAGGAGGAGACCAUUCGAAUCGGAGGGAGUCGCAGCCCUGCAGAGGGCCCUCCAGUCUCUGCUAUUAAGGAGGAGAAGACACCUGAGAAGAGGGGGAAGAAGAGCAAGUUGAUGCGAAUGAUCAAAGGGUAG
Perkinsus marinus ATCC 50983 is the source of this 759-nucleotide messenger RNA. RefSeq lists its product as hypothetical. The transcript is spliced from 5 exons. The coding region runs from base 1 to 759 and encodes 252 amino acids. NCBI's taxonomy places the organism in Eukaryota, Perkinsozoa, Perkinsida, Perkinsidae. The record is from RefSeq and is a predicted model, not a curated record.